AUGGAAUUCAAAAGCUUUGUGGAUUUCAAGGAGUUGCUCGUCGCCGUUUUGGCAUUCGUAUUCUUCUUUAAUAUCGUGGCUGCAAUUUUACUGUUCAUCUACAAUGGGCGCAGCAAUCAGGACAAGACUGCAAUCAAAGAUUGUGGAUAUCUGUCGAUGGCAAUGGCACUAGCCGUGGUGGGAAUAGGCAUUUUCUUCGCGAAAAGACCACCUUCAGCAGAGUUCGAACAAAAACGAAGAGGUCCAGAGGCGAUCCCACUUCAAUUUGGAAACAUGGGUGCUCAACCUGCAGCCCCAGGUCAAGAUUACUUUGAUCCGCCACCACGUUAG
Messenger RNA from Ostertagia ostertagi, 330 nucleotides. The record is from the annotation of a GenBank genome assembly. Lineage: Eukaryota; Metazoa; Nematoda; Chromadorea; Rhabditida; Trichostrongylidae.